Spodoptera exigua (beet armyworm) is the source of this 2838-nucleotide messenger RNA. NCBI's taxonomy places the organism in Eukaryota, Metazoa, Arthropoda, Insecta, Lepidoptera, Noctuidae. The record is from the annotation of a GenBank genome assembly.
CUUUAUUGACUGAUAGUCAAUCGUCGUUGAUAGUCUGAUAUAUAUAACAAACCAAUUGUUACGAACUACUCCACUUAUUGAAUAGUUAGUAGCCGAUAAUAUGCGUAUCAUCGUUUUGGUCGCCGUAUGUUUUGCGGCUUCUGCAGCAAGCUCUGACGAUCCACAGAGGAUCGUUGGUGGCAAACCAACAACUAUUGAUCAAUAUCCUGGCGUCGUUGCUCUUUUGGGCAUGUAUGAAUGGUUGAUGCACACUCAAGUUUGCAGUGGUGUCAUUCUUAAUAUCAGAUCCGUCCUCACCGCUGCUCAUUGUCCUAUUAAUGACAAAGUCAGCUUAUGGCGUAUUCGUGUUGGCUCCAACUUUGCUUGGAAUGAAGGAGUCCUUCAUGAAGUAAACGGGAUAAUCGUCCAUCCGUACUUCUGGCAAGGAGACAGAUUACAUGACAUUGCCAUCUUACGUUCCAAGGUCCCCAUAGAGUACAAUGAUCACGUUCAGAUCGCCAAUAUAGCUGGCCCUGGCUACAUUCUUCCUGACAACACAAAGCUUGUCGCUGUUGGAUGGGAUGUCAGUUGGUUAUCGGAAUCUGACCAGUUACGUUACGCCGAAGUAACGAAGGUGAACGAGAAGGAGUGUGAUGAUCAGUAUGAUGAUCCUUACAUUGUGAUCAAUGAAUACACGCUGUGCACAAGUAAUCCCGUUACCGAAGGCCCUGAAUACUGCGAAGCGCUACCCACUACUAGUCCAUCUAGGAUAGUGGGUGGGACGGUCACCUCCAUAGAGGAGUACCCGAGUAUGGUUGUACUUUUGUUCGUAUUUGAGUGGAGCGUGUAUGGACAUAUUUGUGGCGGAAGCCUUCUAAACAACCGGUCGGUCCUCACUGCCGCUCACUGUAUCUUUGACAAUUCUGUUAGUAAGUACCGAAUCCGAGUGGGUUCUACAUGGUCGCAUACCGGUGGUGUCGUUCAUAGGAUUAAUGGAAUCUUUGUGUAUGACGACCUGGGCUAUCCACCCAUGAUAAUACAUGACAUCGGUAUCUUACGCUCUGCCUCAAAUAUAAUUUACAAUGAGUCCACUCGUCCCGCUCCCAUCGCUGGCACGACAUACGUUAUUCCCGAUGACGAUUAUAUUUGGGCUGCUGGUUGGGGUGGACCUGAUGCUGAAGACAUAUCUGAAAUGGGCCAACUUCGUCAUGUCAAACUUAUGAAAGUAAAUAUAGAAGUCUGCAAAAGACUUUACGAUGAGGCCAAUUACGUGCUACCUACUGACUAUAUGAUCUGCCUUGGCUGGCCGACUGGAGAUCGCAGUCAAUACUACGGAGACUCUGGCAGUCCUAUUUUCCAUAAUGGAGUUGUAGUUGGUGUCUGUUCUGCUGGUGUCAUAGCGCUCCCUACUAGUCCAUCUAGGAUAGUGGGUGGGACUGUCACCUCUAUAGAACAGUACCCAAGUAUGGUUGCACUUUUGUUGCUAUAUGAGUGGGGUUUGUAUGGACAUAUGUGUGGUGGCAGCAUCCUCAACAACCGCUCCGUUCUAACCGCUGCUCACUGUGUGUAUGACAAUUCUGCCAGUAAGUACCAGAUUCGAGUAGGUUCCACGUGGGCGCAUAGCGGUGGUGUCGUUCAUAGGAUUAACGGAAUUAUCAUGUACGACGACCUGGGUUACCCACCCAUGAUAAAGCAUGACAUUGGUAUUAUACGCUCUGCUUCUAACAUUAAUUUCAAUGAGUGGACUCAUCCCGCUCCUAUAGCUGGUACUACAUACGUCGUUCCCGAUAAUGAUCAUAUCUGGGCUGUUGGAUGGGGUGCACGUUAUUAUGGUGAGGUACCUGACCCUCAGGAGCUGCGACAUGUCAAAGUUAUGAAAUACAAUAUGGAUGAGUGCAAAAAGCUUUACAAAGCUGCCAAUUUUGUGCUUCCUGCUGAUUAUAUGGUGUGUGCAGGCUGGCCUACACAUGAUCGUAGCCAAUGUUAUGGGGACUCGGGCAGUCCUAUCUUCCACCACGGCACCGUUGUAGGUGUCGCCUCGGCUGCUGUAGAGUGCGGUCAAACUGGCUUACCCGCUAUCAACAUACCAAUCCCCACCCGUUCUUCUAGAAUAGUGGGUGGAGAUGUUACUACCAUAGACCAGUACCCCAGUAUGGUAGCAGGUUUGCGUGUUUACGAUUGGAGCAUAUAUGGACAAUGGUGUGGUGGAAGUAUCAUCAACAACCGAUCGGUUCUUACCGCCGCUCACUGUUUUUAUGAAGGGUCCGUCAGCAUGUACCGAAUUCGACUGGGCUCAUCUUGGGCCCUAAGCGGUGGCAUAGUUCAUAGAAUUAAUGGCAUUAUCAACCAUCCUCUGUACUAUCCAGCAACAGCGGAUCAUGAUAUCUGUAUUUUGCGUUCUGCCUCGAACAUCAACUACAAUGAAUUAAGUCGCCCUGCUCCCAUCGCUGGUACUACGUACGUUGUUCCCGAUAACGACUAUCUCUGGGCUGCUGGAUGGGGGGCACAGUUCUAUGGUGAUCCCUCUGAACCUGAGCAGUUGCGUCACGUUAAGGUCAUGAAAAUUGGCCUAGAAACUUGUCAAAAGCAAUACGCUGUAGACAAUAUGGUCAUCACUGACAAAAUGCUAUGCUCUGGUUGGCCUACUGGAGGACGCGACCAGUGCCAGGGCGAUUCCGGCAGUCCUAUCUUCCACCACGGAGUCGUCGUUGGCGUUUGCUCCUUUGGUAUCGAGUGUGGUCUUGCUGACUUCCCUGGCGUCAACAUGCGUGUAGCCAGCUACACUAAUUGGAUUUUGGAUAAUGCAUAAAUGUGUAAUGUGAAUUUAAUAAAGUUUUACAAAUAAAUAUUGCAACACUC